AUGCCUGAGAAACUGGAAGAAUGGGAGAUAAAAAAGUACUGGGAGAUAUUUAGUGGUCUGAAGCCUGUUGACAACAAGCUUUCCGGCGACAGAGUCUCCGUGGUGUUCAAGAACUCUCAACUGAAUACGGACCAACUGGCCCUGAUUUGGGACUUGUCAGAUAUCGACCAAGAUGGUGAACUAGACUUCGAAGAGUUCUGUAUUGCAAUGCGUCUUAUAUUUGACCUUGUAAAUGGCACGAUUGCAGAGCUUCCAUCAACCUUGCCUAAUUGGCUGGUUCCAGGUAGUAAGGCUCAUCUGGUUCAAGCCAACUCGGCCGUAUCGCAAGGAUCGAAUUAUUCUGCCAACACGCAGGUGGACGAUGAUGAUGAAGAUGCAAAGUUGAGCUCCGAUUUUGAAUGGUACAUCUCACCCGCUGACAAAUCGUCGUAUGAGAGUAUCUAUACCGCGUCCAGUGAUCAGUAUGGAAGGAUCAAGUUCAACGACCUCCAAGAAUUGUAUGAGACUUUGGUCAAAGUACCUCAAACCGAUAUCAGUUCUGCCUGGAAUUUAGUGAAUCCAAAACAAGCGGAAACAAUUGAUAAGGAUCAGUGUUUGGUCUUUCUGCAUAUCCUGAACCAAAGAUCAAAUGGCAAAAGGGUUCCUAGGGGUGUUCCAGCGUCCUUAAGGGCUACGUUCUCAAAAGAAACUCCAACAUACGAUCUAAAAUCUUCCCAAGCCCAAGUCACCAAGCCCUCUUCGGCCCCUGGUCAUGAAUCUAGGAAACAUUCUUUUGCUGAUAGUUAUCUCUCUAAGAUUGGAGCAAGUCAAAACUCAAGUGCAGAGGUAGGAACAGAUUUCAGUGCCACUAAGGAUACGGAUUGGGAAGAGGUUAGACUUACCAGACAAUUACAAGAUCUUGAAGAACUGAUUUCAAAAGUGGAAAAAGAUAGAUCUCAGAGAUUGGAUCCCGAUCCUGCUGUCAACGCAUCAUCUAUGACCAAGUAUGAACUAGAGCAACUGUUAAAGUACAAAGAGGACAAAUUAACUUCAUUGAAAUCGUCCAAUGGAGCGUCUAGUGGAAGUCUUUCCUCCAUCAAAGCUGAUGUAGAUUUGAUUGAAAGUCAAGUUCAAACCCUUCAGGAGUAUCUACAAUCUAAGAAGGAAGAGCUGAAGCAGUUACAGUCAACACUGAAAACAUAG
This is a messenger RNA of Komagataella phaffii GS115, 1182 nucleotides long. RefSeq lists its product as uncharacterized. Gene Ontology annotation, cellular component: cytoplasm; nucleus; plasma membrane. Bases 1 to 1182 code for a protein of 393 amino acids. Gene Ontology annotation, molecular function: calcium ion binding; protein binding. The record is from RefSeq and is a predicted model, not a curated record. The transcript has a single exon. Lineage: Eukaryota; Fungi; Ascomycota; Pichiomycetes; Pichiales; Pichiaceae. Gene Ontology annotation, biological process: endosomal transport; endocytosis; actin filament organization.